AUGGCGGAAUGGAUGGACGGAGGGUUGGAUGAAGGGUUGGAUGAAGGGUUGGAAGGACCAAAACGUCUCUUCCGCUGCCGCUUCACCACCUCCCGGGCCUCGCGCCGUCCCAGCGCCGGGCGGAAGCUGGUGCUGCUCCGGGGUCGCUUCCAGGCCCCCCCCGGCCCCCCCGGGACCUCCCCGGGGCUUUUCGUCGCCUUCUGCGCCCCCCUGGACCCCCCGCCCUGGCCCUGCCCCGACUGUCUCCUGCUGCCCGCCUUCCAGAGCCGCCACGCGCCCGACCUCGCCCUGCUCGACGUCUCCGACAGUGUCCUCGUCCACCUGGGCUACGGGCGGGGGGAGCUCCUGGGGCGCUCCUGGUACCGGCUCCUGCACCCCGAGGACCUCGGCCACGUGGCCCGGCAGCACCUGCGCCUCGGUGGUGUCCUCGUCCACCUGGGCUACGGGCGGGGGGAGCUCCUGGGGCGCUCCUGGUACCGGCUCCUGCACCCCGAGGACCUCGGCCACGUGGCCCGGCAGCACCUGCGCCUCGCGGGCGCGGGGGCAGAAGCCCGGGGGGAGCUGGUGACGCGGCUCCAACGCAAGGACGGGCUGGGCUGGACCUGGGUCUACGCCCGACUGCGCCCCGAGGGACCCGCCCUGCUGGCCCACAACUUUGUCAUCAGCGAGGCCGAGGCCUGGUGUCUGAGGCAGCAGUUGGCGGCCGAGGCCCCCCCGGGACCCCCCGAACCCUUCGGGCCCGGCCUUGACUUCCCCGGCGCCGGCAUCGGAGCUGGUGGGGACCUCGGUGGCCCCGGCAUCAGCCUCGGCGUUGGAGCUGGUCUCGGAGAUGACGUUGGGGUCAACGUUGGCGUCAGCCUUGGCCUUGGGGUCAACGUUGGGUGCGGCGUUGGAGCCGACGUUGGACACGGACUUGGGGUCAAUGUUGACCCUGGUCUUGGAGCUGGUGCUGGACCUGAUGUUGGAGCUGGUCUUGGAGCUGGUCUUGGAGCCAACAUGGGGCCUGGUCUUGACACCAACAUGGCACCUGGUCUCGGAGCUGCCGUCAGACACGGUCUUGGAGGCAACGUUGGGGCCAACGUUGACCCUGGUCUUGGAGUGAACGUUGGACGUGGGCUUGGAGAUGGUGUUGGACACGGUCUGGGUGCUGAUGGUGGCACCGGAGUGGGGAUGGGCGUAGGAGCCGGCAUCAGGGUGGACGUUGGCCUCGGGGUGGCAGCCGGCGCCGACGUUGGCCCAAACCUCGGGGCUGACAUUGGAGCUGCUCUGGGAGCCGGCGCCAACGGAGAAGACGUUGGAGCUGGUCUCCAAGCCAACGGCGAAGGAGACGGUCUCGGAGCCGGCGUCGCGCUCAGCGUCGGGGCCAACGUGGGGCCCGCUCUGGGUGGUGGCAUCAGAGCCAGCGUCGGGUUGGGCAUCGGGGCCAACGUGGGGCCCGCUCUUCCAUCCGACGUGGGUGCUGGCGUCGGACUCGCCGUCGGAGCCAACGUUGGUUCUUCUCUUGGAUCUGCUGGUGGACUUGGCCUUGGGGCCAACGUUGGCUCCGCCCUUUCAUCUGGUGUUGGAUCCGGCGUCGGACUCACCAUCGGAGCCAACGUUGGUUCUUCUCUUGGAUCUGCUGGUGGACUUGGCCUUGGGGCCAACGUUGGCUCCGCCCUUUCAUCCGGUGUUGGAUCCGGCGUCGGACUCACCGUCGGAGCCAACAUUGGUUCUUCUCUUGGAUCUAAUGUCGGACUCGCCGUUGGAGCCAACGUUGGUUCUUCUCUUGGAUCCGGUGUUGGCUCCAGUCUUGGAUCCGGCGUCGGACUCACCGUCGGAGCCAACGUUGGUUCUUCUCUUGGUUCAAGUGUUGGACUCACCGUCGGAGCUGGCGUCGGAGCCAACGUUGGCUCUUCUCUUGGAACUGGUGUUGGACUUGCCUCUGGAGCCAACGUUGCCUCCAGUCUUGGAUCCGGUGUUGGACUCACCAUCGGAGCCAAUGUCGGUUCUUCUCUUGGAUCAAGCGUUGGACUCUCCGUUGGAGCCAACGUUGGUUCUUCUCUUGGAUCCGGUGUUGGACUCGCCGUUGGAGCUGGUGUUGGAGCCAACGUUGGUUCUUCUCUUGGAUCUGGUGUUGGACUCUCUGUUGGAGCCAACGUUGGUUCUUCUCUUGCAUCAAACAUUGGACUCUCCGUUGGAGCCAACGUUGGUUCUUCUCUUGGAUCCGGUGUUGGACUCGCCGUUGGAGCUGGUGUUGGAGCCAACGUUGGUUCUUCUCUUGGAUCUGGUGUUGGACUUUCCGUUGGAGCCAACGUUGGUUCUUCUCUUGGAUCAAGUGUUGGACUCUCCGUUGGAGCCAACGUUGGUUCUUCUCUUGGAUCAAGUGUUGGACUCUCCGUUGGAGCCAACGUUGGUUCUUCUCUUGGAUCAAGCGUUGGACUCAACGUUGGAGCCAACGUUGGCUCUUCCCUCGCAUCCGACGUCGACGUUGAGGUUGGACUCGGCGUCGGAGCCGACGUUGGCUCUUCCCUCUCAUCCGACGUCGCAUCCGGCAUCGGCCUCGGCCUCGGGGCCAACGUUGGUCCCUCUCCCUCAUCCGACGUCGCCGGCGGCUCCGCUUUGGGAUUCGCCGUCGGAGCCGCUCUCGGAGCCAACGUCGGCCUUUCCCUCGCGACCACCAAUGAGGAAGCUCCUCUUGGACUGGGGGGCGGAGCCAAUAUCGGCGCCGAUGGUGUCCCAUCGGCCGUCGGAGCCACCCUUGGCCUUGGCCCCACCCUUGACCCUCCCCUUGGCCCCGCUCUUGGAACCACCGGUCUCGGGACCACCCUUGGCCCCUCCUUGGGUCCCCCCAUGGGGGCCGCCGUGGGGUUGGCCGUGGGCCCCCCCCGUUUAGGUUCGGCCUUGGGGGUCCCCGAAACCCCGGGGGGAGCCACCGAAACUUGGACCCCCCCUUACACCCCCCGCCAAUCAACGGGGACAUCGGGGCUUGGUGGCCCCCGUGACCCCAACGAUGGUGACCCCAACGAUGACCCCAACGAUGACCCCAACGAUGACACAACCCCCCCACCCCCCAAAAAAAUUGUCCCCAAAUCGAGGGACCGAGGCACGAUGUGA
This is a messenger RNA of Calidris pugnax (ruff), 3093 nucleotides long. RefSeq names its product fibroin heavy chain-like. Gene Ontology annotation, molecular function: RNA polymerase II transcription regulatory region sequence-specific DNA binding; protein binding; DNA-binding transcription factor activity, RNA polymerase II-specific. Lineage: Eukaryota; Metazoa; Chordata; Aves; Charadriiformes; Scolopacidae. The coding region runs from base 1 to 3093 and encodes 1030 amino acids. The transcript has 7 exons. The record is from RefSeq and is a predicted model, not a curated record. Gene Ontology annotation, biological process: regulation of transcription by RNA polymerase II.